AGUGGCCGGAACUACAGGCAACUUUGGCGACAGAGGAAAAUGGCUGAGUACUUGCGKCUGCCUCACUCCCUGGCGCUGAUCCGCCUCCGAAACCCGCCGGUCAACGCGAUCAGUUUGACUGUACUCAAUGGAAUAAAAGAGGGACUAAAGAAAGCCAUAUCCGACCAUACAGUAAAAGCCAUUGUGAUAUCUGGAGAAAAUGGAAUAUUCUGUGCAGGUGCAGAUAUCCACAGCUUCAGCACUCCUAGAUCCUCUGCCGUUGGAUUGGGAAGUUUAGUUGAUGAAAUACAGAGAUAUCAGAAGCCCGUGGUAGCUGCUAUCCAAGGYGUGGCCUUAGGAGGGGGACUGGAGCUAGCCUUGGGCUGUCACUAUAGGAUUGCUCAUGCAGAGGCUCAYGUUGGCUUCCCAGAAGUCACACUAGGAAUUCUUCCUGGUGCAAGAGGAACCCAGCUUCUCCCCAGACUCAUUGGAAUUCCUGCUGCACUUGACUUAAUUACCUCAGGAAGACACAUUUUGGCCYGUGAUGCACUCAAACUGGGCAUUCUGGAUGAAGUUGUGAACUCAGACCCAGUAGAAGCAGCAGUCAAAUUUGCCCAGAGAAUUUUAGAUCAACCUUUAGAAUCUCGCAGAAUCUUGAACAAGACAGUGCCAAGCUUGCCCAACAUGGACACCAUUUUCAGGGAAGCCUUUGCAAAGAUGCAGAAGCAGUACCCUGGGUGCCUGGCUCCAGAGACUUGUACUCUUGUCCGUGCUGUCCAGGCCUUUGUGAAGUCCUAUGAAGUGGGCAUCAAGGAGGAAGAGGAACUGUUUCAGUACCUUCGGGGAUCAGGGCAGGCUAGAGCCCUGCAAUAUGCUUUCUUUGCUGAAAAGAAUAUGAAUAAGUGGUCCACUCCCUCUGGGGCCUCGUGGAAACCAGCAUCAGCAUGACCCCUCUCCUCAGUUGGUGUCCCAGGCUUGGGAACCAUGGGCCGAGGCAUUGCCAUUUCUUUUGCAAGGGCCAAGAUCCCUGUGAUUGCUAUAGAAUUACCAAAAGUAGCUCAAAUCUCAGAGAAGGUAACUUCCAUCUUGGAAAAGGAAGCAUCCGAAAUGCAGCAGAAUGGCCAGCCUUGGUCAGGACCAAAACUCAAGUUCAGUUCAUCUAUGAAGAAGCUUGCUAGUGUAGACUUAGUUGUUGAAGCAGUAUUUGAGGAUAUGAAGCUGAAGAAAUGAGUCUUUGCUGAACUGUCAGCUGUGUGCAAGCCAGAAGCAUUUUUGUGCACCAAUACUUCAGCCCUGGACAUGGAUGAGAUGGCUUCUUCCACGGAUCGGCUGCAUUUGGUCAUUGGCAUGCACUUCUUCACACCAGCUCAUGUAAAGAAGUUGUUAGAGGUUAUUCCUAGCCGACACUCUUCCCCCACCACCAUUGCCACUGUUAUGAACUUAGCUAAAAAGAUUAAGAAGAUUGGCAUAGUCGUAGGCAACUGCCAUGGCUUUGUUGGUAAUUGAAUGCUGGUCCCUUAUUUUGACCAGACAUAUUUCUUGUUAGAAGAAGGUAGCAAGCCAGAGGAGGUAGAUCAGGUGCUGGAGGAGAUAGGUUUUAAAAUGGGAACCUUUCGAGGGUCUGACCUUGCUGGGUUGGAUGUGGGUUGGAAAGUUCACCAGGAACAAGGUCUUACUGGACCCGCAUUGCCUCCUGGUACUCCUGUCCAAAAGCGGGGUACUAGAUGAUACUGCCCGAUUCCUGAUGUGCUCUGUGAAUCAGGACGCUAUGGGCAGAAGACAGGGCGGGGGUGGUAUCAAUAUGACAAGCCAUUGGGGAAGGUUCAUAAGCCUGAUCCCUGGCUUUCCAAAUUUCUGUCACAGUAUAGAGAAACCCAUCAUACUGAACCCCGUGUUAUUAGCCAGGAUGAGAUCCUUGAGUGCUGCUUGUAUGCACUCAUCAGUGAAGGGUUCCGUAUCUUGGGAGAAGGGAUGGCUGCUGGCCCAGAGCACAUUGAUGCUAUCUACUUGAAUGGGUAUGGCUGGCCAAGGCACAGGAGUGGGCCCAUGUUCUAUGCUUCCACAAUUGGGUUGCCCACAGUUCUGGAGAAGUUGCAGAAAUACUACAGGCAGAAUCCUGAUAUUCCCCACCUGGAGCCCAGCGACUACCUAAAAAAGCUGGCCUCCCAGGGAAACCCUCCUCUGAAAGAAUGGCAAAGUUUGGCAGGGCCUCCCAGCAGUAAAUUGUGA
Urocitellus parryii (Arctic ground squirrel) is the source of this 2208-nucleotide messenger RNA. NCBI's taxonomy places the organism in Eukaryota, Metazoa, Chordata, Mammalia, Rodentia, Sciuridae. The record is from RefSeq and is a predicted model, not a curated record.